AUGAACGGACCCUCGAGCCCCCGGCCCGCCCGGCCCAUGAGCAUCAAGGAAAUCACCGAUGCUGCGGAGGAUUUCGAGUUUAGGACAACGAUUCCCUUCAAAUACUGGGCGCGCUCAGCAGAUACCCUAUUCCAAGAGGCAACCUUUGCGCUACAAGAUAACGAUAUUCGAAAGGCAUACCAAAUGCUAUGGCGUCAUUCGAUGCUUGUCCUCAACCACCUUAAAACCCAUCCCGAUGCGAAGCUCCCCGAGAACAAGGCUCUCACGAAACCGCUUUUCAAGCGACAACAGGAGGAGGUGUUCGGGCUGCUAGAGAACCUGAAGCCGCAGAUUGAGCGCGACCACAACGAGUGGCAGCUCAUGAAUGCAUCCAAGAAGAAGGCCGGCGCCGAACCCGAGAAGAGACCCGCGAGCUACGACGAAUUCGCUGCACGAGACCCUACACUCAGUGGAAAUGCCAAGAUCCUCGACGCCGCCGAAAACCAAGAAUUAGCCGUGUCUCUGGCGCAACGGGACUAUAAGCGCAGAGAUGCCGCAAGGAGAGCGACGAGACAAGCUGGUGUUACCGAGGAGGAGGAGCAAGAGCGCCGGAAGGGCGGUCGCUGGGAAGACUGGGAGCAGUUUGGCAACCCAGCGACAGACGACGAUGAGAUUCGGAGGCAGAUCGAAGCUACGAGGAGAAGGCUGGACGGCUCAGAUGGUGGACGCGAUGUGGAUUUCAGAAGCUCGAGGCCCCUUGUGCCACCCCCCAGACCGCCGCCACCGAGUUACUCGUACAACUAUCCCUCCAUCUCGAGACCCAGCAAUGUGGAAUGGGAGGCUUCACCACUACAACCGCAGCGCCCAUAUAUGCCGACACCACCUCAGCCACCAAAACCGCCGAAGGAGGACUUCACGAUAUUGCGCCAGGAGCUCGACGCCGCGCCACCAAUGAGACCAGGCAAGGAGCCCUUGCCCUCAUACAUGUCACCAACAACUCCCCAGUCGUUGCACCAAGAUGUUCCCGAACUCCCCGCAAAGGAGGAGAUUCCCCCACCCCAGUCAGAGAAGGAGCGUCUUACCUUCCGCCCUGCAGCAUACCUCGAGAAUGGCGAUCCAAUCCGGCCCGUCUUCCUCCCGACCCAGCUCAGGGAGGCAUUCUUGAAUAUCGCGGCGGACAAUACCCGCAAGGGACUCGAGAUGUGUGGUAUCUUGUGUGGACGGCCGGUUAACAACGCGCUCUUCAUAAGCUGCCUCCUUAUCCCGGAGCAGAAGAGCACACCGGAUACGUGUGAGACAGAGAACGAGUCGGCGAUGCUCGACUACUGUAUCAACGAGGAUCUGUUGAUGGUGGGCUGGAUUCAUACGCAUCCCACGCAGACCUGCUUCAUGAGUUCAAGAGAUCUGCACACGCAGGCCGGAUACCAAGUCAUGAUGCCAGAGAGUAUCGCAAUUGUCUGCUCUCCCAGGCACCAGCCAUCUUAUGGCAUCUUCCGCCUCACCAACCCCCCCGGCCUCACACACAUCCUUCAGUGCACCAAAUCUGAGACCUUCCACCAGCACUCCAUCGACAACCUCUAUACUGGGGCCGUCAACCCGCCUGGCCACGUCUACCACUCCGACAAGCUCGACUUCUACGUCAAGGAUCUGCGACCCCACCGGUAG
Molecule: messenger RNA, 1644 nt
Organism: Colletotrichum karsti
Lineage: Eukaryota; Fungi; Ascomycota; Sordariomycetes; Glomerellales; Glomerellaceae
Product: endosome-associated ubiquitin isopeptidase
Exons: 3
Coding region: 1-1644 (547 amino acids)
Biological process (GO): protein K63-linked deubiquitination
Cellular component (GO): endosome; membrane
Molecular function (GO): metal-dependent deubiquitinase activity; K63-linked deubiquitinase activity; protein binding
Source: RefSeq, a predicted model, not a curated record